Molecule: messenger RNA, 2954 nt
Organism: Rhipicephalus sanguineus (brown dog tick)
Lineage: Eukaryota; Metazoa; Arthropoda; Arachnida; Ixodida; Ixodidae
Exons: 5
Coding region: 109-1641 (510 amino acids)
Source: RefSeq, a predicted model, not a curated record
GAGAAAACAAGAUACGUAAACAAGUCCCCGGCUGCCGAGCGUGUUUGCAAGCAUUGCAACGAAUCGUCAUAUAAAAGUAAGGUAACUAGGAGCAAGAGCACUGUCAACAUGACCGAUGUGAUGAGCGUACCAACGCCAGUUAUUCCUAACGCCUCUAGUGAGUCAAGCUGUAAUGCGAUUGCUGCCACGGACUGCGGCGGUCGCCUCGUGUUCUCCGAUCUUACUGCCGGGACGCCCGCCAUUGCAAUGCUUCUCCGGAGCAAAUGUUUUCUCGUAAGAGGUCCACUUCACCGCAGAAACGGCACUGAACGGACUGAGGACGAAGCCAGUAAAAAGGAUAUCGACUGUGUCAGUGAGUUGCGUUUGCAACUGAACGGGCUCUCCAUAUCUGGCGACGUUUUUAGUCUCCUGGAAGUCCACGAGGCGCGUGGCUCUUUGGAUGCAGAAAAAAGGUUCCCGUGUGCUAACUCGCUCACGGGCGUGUAUUCCAUUUACCGCGGCGCUUCCUUCGUUUAUGACCGUAGGUACCGUUCUUCUCUAUGCACAAUUCCUGUGGAACGCACACCGAACCUCGGCCGCCUCGAAGGGUGGGUUGUCGUCACGCUUCCCCGGCUUUACGCAAAUUUAUCAUUCGGGGCUGCCAUGGAGCAUUGGUGCGGUGAGCCUAAGCUCUUGCAAGCAUCGCGGCUUUGCAUUAAACCAGCGCACCGCCACGACUGCGCCGUCAAGAAAGGAGCGGCUACCCCGAGCGCUCUGCCUCGGUUCCUUGUGCGGCAGUCGGACGGCAUGCUCAUGCUCGUGUUCCACACCGUGGCCACUAAUCCCUCUACUGUGUCCGGCUCGUUUUGCGCUUGUAAAUCGGCUUUUCAAAUUGCAUUCUCCAACUACCACUCGCCCGAAGAAGUGCACAGCGUGGCCAUGGCAACUCCUUUUGCAAACGAUUCCCUGGAUGACGCAUACAAAGUGGUCAACCUCCAGAAGACGUUAUUCCUCUUCCUCUACAAAGCCAAGUCCGCAUUUGGUACCUGGAAGACGUUUUAUGUUGGCACAGACUUCGAUCAUCUUCAAGCAUUGGAACUGGAAUCUCCGGAGGCCGUGCGAACCUCUUUGACGAAAAGGCUGUCCCGGCAGACGCAGUUCUCAAAGUCCAACUCGUGUGAAUCACCAGAGACCAACAAAGCGGAAGACAAGACCAACUUGGUGUCAAAGGCACCGCCUGUCUGCCGCCAGCAACGAUCCCUCUCCGAGUCUUCUGCAUACCAGAUACCCCAGGUGUCUCGACGAGGCAUUCUGAAGAAUGGCACCGACUGGAGACGUACCACCUCUGAGUCAAGUGAUGAAUUUCUGUCAUCCUUGUCCCUCGAUUCAGACACUUCACUUCCAGCCAGCUCCCUUGAAAGCGUCCAACCCAAAAAAACGGUUAGCUUCAACGACCACAUCAGCCACAUUGUAUACAGGGCCAAUUCAAGUGUUUUAGCACGUCGCCGCAGAAACCAGAAAAAGGCAGCGAACAAGAAGAAGGCUGCUGCUCGACGCGCAUUGAAUCGUUGCGAUUCAACUGACACGUCAGGUGUAAGCAGUGGCAGUGAAGCCAGCCUCGAAGAUGUCUCGCAGAGCUGCCAGUUGCACACCUCAGAGUAAACCUGAAUAUUAGGGGUUAUGACUUCCAUGGGAAGUGUCCUCACACUAAGCGUUGGCUAACCGUCAUACAACAUAGUGUUAUAUUCACUGUUGCACUGACUUUUGGUCCUUGAGCAUUAUGCCAGAGAUUUCAUGCGACACCCGAGUGUUUACAAAUCCGUGGGACUUUUGUUCAUGAAAUGCUAGGGUAGAAGGAAUGCUCCACUGUCAUUCAUGCCUGCAGUAGUGCAGCUACUGCAAUAUCCCAGUGCUUUAGUGGCCUUUUGUGUGCCCUUACUGCAUGACACAACUGUCUUGCUUGGAGGUUAAUAAAAUUUAAUUUUCUUCAUGGGUCAUGCUGUAGAGCUGCAUGUGCCUAUACAUUUACAUUAUUGCUUGGAUUGCCAGCCUAGGCACUGGUUUACAUUUGUAGAAAGUAUUCCUUUUGCGCUGCUUGCUUGAGUAUAUUUAUAUGCUGGCGUCACAGAGGCAUUUAUAUAAGGAACCAGCAGUUUCUUUAUUAUUUUCUUUUAGGGGUUUUCAAGGGGAUUCAUUAGCAAUCUAUAUCAUUUUGUAUAUAAAUCCUGCGCCUUUUGCAGGGGAGGAAGAUCCCAAAAUAUUUUUUGUAUAUGUGUAAUUUCUUUACGCACAUUGCAUUAAGAAAUGUAUUUCCCUCUGGUGCUUUAGGGCAUUUCCAUCUGUUUCUUUACGUUCUGCAGUUUAUUUGGGUGUAUUUACACAUUGCAUCUAUACAUUUGAGAAUUUUUUCAGCAUAGGCCAUCUGUGCUUGGCACGUUCUAUUGCUCAUUUUUGAGGCCAUUUUGUUUUGCUUUUGCCUGUCCCUGUGAUUUUUCUUUAGCACACACUUUUUGGUGCAUCAGUCCUGUUUUGCAAGUGGUAUUGAAUAAUUUUUUUUAGGAAGUUAAAGGCUAGCUUUUUUUUUUAACACUGUAUGGUCUUUACAUUAGCCCGAGGCACUAGGUAGGUGUUGAAUUGUUGUCCAUGUCAGUUCCCUGUGAUAUAUUAUACAUAGUACAAACGUGGUGAGCUCUUUCUGCCUGACGGUGUCUUCCCAUUCUAUUGCAGCACAAUUGAUGUUCCACUGCCCAUUUGUUACAAACAGUACACAAAGUUAGAUACAUCAGUGUCUUGCUUAUAAAGCCAGCCAUUGAGAGAAUAUUUUGUCAAAGCUGUUGCCAUGAUUGUUGAGUGUGUGCAUAGGUUUGUGUGCAUAAAACUAAACCUCUGUAUGAGUGCUUAAGCUGUGUUGAAAGGAUCGAAAAUGCUUUAUUGUGGUGCAGUUGGUGGCUUUGAGAAAUAUAUGUUUGUCUUUA